CGACAGUCAUACCUCCCCUGACCAACCUAGCGAACUGCCGUGAAAGCAGCUUGAAUUUCCCAUCAUAAAAACUUCCGCAGUGUUGUACAGGCAGUAGAUUUUCGAUAACAACAUAAUCCACUUGAUUUCCUAAACUAAUUACGCUCAACUUUCUCCACCAUUUUGCUUGCUUCAGAAAAAUUAUUACUGUCAUUUUUCUUGCUCAAGGUUUAUUCGCAAAUAUGGAUCGACAUGUAUACGGCAUCCUAUGCCUGAUUAUUUUAACGAUCGCCGUGGUGUGCCUGGCCGAAGAUGUCCCCGUGGGCGGCAGUCCAACAAUGUCGCGGUUAGUGAAGCGGCAGUACGGCGCGUACGGCGCUGGUUAUCCCCCACCACCGUCGCCCUACGGCCGCGGCGCCAUGUACUGCGCGCCGGUCAGCAAGACGUGCACCUUCUCCACCAACUACAGCUGCCACAGACACUGCAUCAAGCGCGGCUUCCUUUCUGGCCACUGCAACACCAAAUAUCUGCCCGACCGUUGCGACUGCUGCCGACCAAUUUAAGCAUCAAAUUUCCCAUAAAGCGGUGCACCAUGAUUUAACAAUUUAAUUGUCAUCUGUCGCCCCGCUAAUUUGCUACGUGAGAGACCGUGAAAAUUGUCGUAAAUCAGCAACAAAUAUUGGCGAAUUAAAUUAAUUUUUUAUUGCCAUUUUGUUACCAGUUUGUUUCUGCAGGUUUUUCUGGAUAUUGAAUUUGUAUGUAUAGCCCUAAAUGAAACCCGAUUUAUUUGGGCGAUAAGUGUACUUGUUGCACGGGAGAAAAGGUACACUUUGAUUUGAUCGCAAUCAAAAAAAGCGCUAUUAUG
Molecule: messenger RNA, 844 nt
Organism: Paramacrobiotus metropolitanus
Lineage: Eukaryota; Metazoa; Tardigrada; Eutardigrada; Parachela; Macrobiotidae
Exons: 2
Coding region: 222-542 (106 amino acids)
Source: RefSeq, a predicted model, not a curated record